AUGAGUAGGAGAUCAAAUGAGAAUAAUCAUAAUAAUAAUGAUCGAGUUCCAACCGAUAAGAAGAAGUUCAAGCCAAGACGUCUUAAAGGCAAGGCCAAUCCAUUUUAUUGGCUCACUCAGCUUGGUUUACCCGAGCCAAACACAAAUACUCCCUUGCCAUCAUCAACCCCAACACCAACAACAACAACAUCAACAUCAACAUCAACAUUAACAACUGGAAAUCAUUCAAUCACAUUCGUGGUUGAUUCAAUGGUGCAGCCUACAUCUUUUGGCCCAAGACCAUUCACUCAUGCAAGCCUCAUUAAAGAUCCAGAGAUUGAGAUCAAGAAACCAAAGGUGCUCAGGUCAAGCAUUGAAAGUGACUCGAAUCUUUUUGAUCUUGGCAACAACUCAUUCGUUCAAUCAGCAUUCUAUGCAUAUAGUCACCACCUACAUCUUGUGAUUCGACCAGAUGAUGUGUGGCUGGCGCUGAUCACUCAGUUCUCAAUCUAUGUCAAUGCCAACUCUGACCAGUUAAGGUCAAAGUUAGUACCAUUCGAUGACAAGCGUGAACUUAUAGUUCUUAUUGAAGGCAUAUCCACUGAGCCAAUAGAUAGAUUAGCAGCACAAUUUAGUGAUAGAAUCGCAGAGAAUAUCAAGGAUCCAUCAAUCAGAGAAUGGGUGAUGCCUGCCUUCACAACGACAACCAACAAUGAUCGUGUUGUUGGUGCAUUCGCAUUGAUGUCCUCGAUGAAGAAUUACUUUAAUUACACAGUGAGGACUCAAUGUGGACUGCCCAAAGUCACCAUGUUGGGCACUGUGGACGACUGGAAACAAGUUCGCCAGCGUGCUGAAAGAUUGAUUGAGUUCGAUCUCAAGGACAAGCUGAUGUCCAGGUGGCUCGACAUCCUACUUCCUGUGUUGGACAACUUGGUCAUGUCAGCCGAGGGCAAGCCCGACACUGAUUGGUGGAACAGGAUAGCCAACAAGGUUGGACGUGGGUCAGGAGUAUCCAAUCUAUCAGGCUGGAUCACAACGUUCAUUCCAUUCACAAACAAAGGUAAAUGGAAUGCUGAUAAGAAAUAUUACCAAGACAGGGGAGGGUGGAGGAUAUGCGUGGAGUCUUGCAAUAUCAAACUGAUAUCUAUGCAGGACAUAUAG
Acytostelium subglobosum LB1 is the source of this 1140-nucleotide messenger RNA. RefSeq lists its product as hypothetical. The transcript is spliced from 2 exons. The coding region runs from base 1 to 1140 and encodes 379 amino acids. Lineage: Eukaryota; Evosea; Eumycetozoa; Acytosteliales; Acytosteliaceae. The record is from RefSeq and is a predicted model, not a curated record.